AUGCUUCCUCAGCUGUACCGCACGCUGAGCCGUCGACUUCGUCAAGUAACUAGGGACUGUGAACUCCGCAGUGUGCGUCAGCAGGCGCUGCGAGCAUGUUUCAAGGAUUGCUCAGCGCGUUUCGAGAGUUUGAGUGAGCGAGCCGUUCCGUCGUCGAUGCCGACGCCUUCCCCCGCUAUUGCCGAUGAAGUGCUUCGCUGGCAGUCAGCGGUGGACGAGCUUUCACAGUUGCAUGAACGAUACGAUAUUGCUUGCGUCGAUAAGACUGAUGAUACGGCACGUGGCUGGCAACAAACGAUGAGGGAACUAGCGGCUGCGCGUUGCGCUCUCCGGAUGCCGUCCAGGGCGCACCCGGAGCGCACCCGCUCCGCGACUGAUUAG
Messenger RNA from Cyanidioschyzon merolae strain 10D, 381 nucleotides. RefSeq lists its product as hypothetical. The record is from RefSeq and is a predicted model, not a curated record. The coding region runs from base 1 to 381 and encodes 126 amino acids. Lineage: Eukaryota; Rhodophyta; Bangiophyceae; Cyanidiales; Cyanidiaceae. The transcript has a single exon.